UACCUCUUAAAAGAAAUACCCCUUAAAUCAUAGCUAAAAGACUUGUAACUAAGUACUUAACAACCGUAUCUAAUUUUUAUUCACAACAAAUUUAAUACUCUUUGAUAUUUUGGGAUUAGCACUGUCACUUCUGUCUAAUAAAGUGGACAGGUAUUCCUAAGCCCACCGCGCAUUUUACAAGCUCCCAAAGAAAAAGAUGCAUACUACUGAAGUUGUUAAAGUUGUAUUUUGUUCAUCUAAGAGCGACAGUAAAUUCCAGCCCUGCCAGCUAUUUUAUGCAAUUAGGAUUACGAAACUUCUGUAUUCACAUCGUUUAACUGGCAAGAUUAGCUAAAAGUUUUCGAGCACGUUUGAACAAUUAAUUCCACCGUAAAUGGUGUUUCUGCUAUCGUUUAUAUUUAUUGAAUACUGAUACGCUACUAGCACAUACUUUUAAAACACUCAUUAUUUGCCUCAUUAACAAGAAAGAAACUGCAAUCAACCAUAUUUCAACAAGGUUAGCAAAACUUCAAAAAUCAAUAUUUAACAUGUAUCGCGAGACGAAUUUCUGUAUCGAGAGAAUUAUUUUUUGUGUUCUUAUGUUAAUAAGUUAUUAUUUUAAUAGAUUAGAGGCAGCAGACACAUGUAAUACUUCAAUAUUCCCAUCCACGUUUAAAUUUGGGGCAGGAACUUCCGCUUUCCAAAUAGAAGGUGGCUGGAAUGAAGAUGGAAAAAGCAGAUCAUCGUGGGAUUGGCUCUCCAAUACUUAUUCCAUAUAUUUAAAUAAUGCUACUGGAAACGUUGCCUCUGACUCUUACCAUCAAUACAAGCAAGAUGUUGCUUCCAUGGUGGCUAUGGGUCUGCAAAAUUAUAAAUUUUCUUUGUCAUGGUCCCGAAUAUUACCUAAAGGAUUAAACUACAGUAUAAAUCAAGCUGGUGUAAAGUAUUAUCAUAACUUACUUGACGAACUAGAAGCCGCGGGAAUAGAACCACUUGUAACCAUUUAUCACUGGGACACACCUUAUGCCCUAGAUUUGCUCGGAGGUUGGACAAAUCCUAAAAUGGUCGACUAUUUCGUUGCUUACGCAGAUAUUGCUUUUAGUCUUUUUGGAGACAGGGUAAAAUUAUGGGCAACAAUUAACGAACCAAAAUCAUUUUGUGAAGGAAUUCUCAGCGUACUAGUAAAUAUUUUUCCCGAGUUACCUAUUGGUACCUAUGAAUACCUAUGUGGCCAUUAUGCAAUUUUAGCUCAUGCAAAAGCUUACAGAUUAUAUAAAAAAAAGUACCAAGCCACGCAGCAAGGACGAGUAAGCCUAAUAUUAAAUUUAAGUUGUAAUAUGGGACUUACAAAUUCUACAGCUGAUCAAGAGGCUGCCGAGAGAAAAAAUUUAUUUGAAUUUGGUUGGUUUGCACAUCCAAUAGUCUAUGGCGACUAUCCAGAUAUAAUGCAAGUAGUAAUCGCAAAUAAUAGUGCAAGCCAAGGAUUCCUCAUAUCUCGACUACCUAAGUUUACAAGCUCAGAAAAACUUCUGAUAAAAGGGGCUUACGACUUCAUUAUGGUAAACACAUAUACAUCUUAUAUGGUCACUAUGGCCAAUUACAGUAAUUCUCCUUCAUACCAAAAUGAUUUGCAAACAAGUACAAGCCAGUCAAGUGAAUGGCUUAGUUCUGGGUUAUCAACUUUAAAGGUUCAUCCAGAAGGUACGAGAAAAGUGCUAAAGUGGAUAAGUGAUACGUAUUCAAGUCCUGAAAUAAUAAUCACGGAAAAUGGAUUUUCAGAUAACACGGCUAUUUUAAAUGACACCGAUCGAAUAAGGUUUAUAAAUGCUACUUUAACUAAUAUCCGUUUAUCAAUGUGCUCUGAUUCAGUUAACGUCACUGGAUAUUUCUAUUGGAGUUUAAUUGAUAGUAUGGAAUGGAAUAACGGAUACACUGUCAAAUUUGGAUUGGUACAAGUAGAUUUCGACAGCGAGAAUCGUACAAGAACAUUAAAGGAUUCAGCCUACUACUACAAAAAUUUAAUUCAAACACGUUUAAUUAUUGGUUAAAUUAAUAAACAAAGACUUAAAAGUUA
This is a messenger RNA of Anthonomus grandis grandis, 2053 nucleotides long. RefSeq names its product myrosinase 1-like. The record is from RefSeq and is a predicted model, not a curated record. Gene Ontology annotation, molecular function: beta-glucosidase activity. Gene Ontology annotation, biological process: carbohydrate metabolic process. The transcript has 9 exons. The coding region runs from base 528 to 2027 and encodes 499 amino acids. NCBI's taxonomy places the organism in Eukaryota, Metazoa, Arthropoda, Insecta, Coleoptera, Curculionidae.